Messenger RNA from Chara braunii, 1898 nucleotides. The record is from the annotation of a GenBank genome assembly. NCBI's taxonomy places the organism in Eukaryota, Viridiplantae, Streptophyta, Charophyceae, Charales, Characeae.
AGUGAGCAAGGAAUCCUUUCAAAAACUCCAGCCAAGACGUGCACAGUAGCAAAUGAUAGAGUUGAGACACCCAUUUGAAGAUGCAGCCCCCACAGCCUGUACGGCGGUAGGGAUGUUGAAGUACGCGAACCUGUACUAUGAAGACAUUCUUAGGACCAGAAGACUGAACGAGGAAGUGGACACAGACCUGUCUCAGCAAUCAGAUAUGUGGGAGGACACAUCAGUACAGCUAAGCACAGCAGCGAAGCUAGAUAUGGACAGGCCGGUCACCCUGGAGGAACUCACCCAAACAGUGAAAACUAUGGCGCGAGGCAAGUCCCCAGAAGUUGACGGCCUUACCGUAGAGUUCUACUCCGCGAACUGGGGCGUGUUCGGGCCGCUACUAGUGGAGCUGUACAACGAAGUGUUGGUAGGAGGGAGACUGGGGAAAGGGAUGACUCACGGGGUGAUCACAUUGCUGUUCAAAAAAGGUGACAAGUCUGUGGUCAAAAACUGGCGCCCGAUGUCCCUGUUGAAUGUGUCCUAUAAGAUCCUCGCAAAGUCGCUGGCACGCAGACUAUCCAAGCACCUUCCGAAAUUGGUAGAAAAUGACCAGGGGGCGUUUGUGCAAAGGCGGUCUAUAUUUAACAACUAUGUGACUGCUAUAGAAACUCUGGAGAUCGUGCAGUCCGAGGGCUUAGACACCGCAGUCUUGCUGCUAGACCUGGAAAAAGCGUACGACAAGAUGGAGGUAUUGCUCAACAGAGUUCGGCGCAAUUCUGACAUCACUGCACAAUGGAGAGGAGUGCAGGGUAAAAGCAUUGGCGGACGACCUGUUUGCAAGUCACCGGAGGAGCCAGCCGGGUCAAGGUCGUCACCACAACAAUCUUUUGCAGCAGCAUCUGAUAGGCCCGCGCAGAAGGGGCAGUCGGGAGCUGACAGAGACUGCGAUCACUCUAGCGACCCUUUCUUCAAUUCCCUGCCAAUGUCAGCACAAGCACAGUCUUCCGUUGGACAGACCGGAGAAUCGGAAGCAAUGGGUGAGGAUGCUCUCGAUCCGUUCGGCUUUAUGUUAGGUGGAAAGGGGAAGCAAGCAGAGACGAGAGAUCCGGACCCUGCAUCUCAACGGCCGACAGAUGCAGGACCACGAAAGACAGAAUCUUCUGCCCCUGUCCCCACGUCCAUAGAUGAUCUGUUUGGGUUUGUGUGGAGUGUCGAGGGGCAAGAGCAGCCAACACACAUAACAGCACAGCAACAUUCAGCACCAUCCGCAUCUGCCGACCCUUUUAUGGGUGUCGAUUGGAUAUUCGAUGCCCCCUCGCCGGUUAACCAUCCAGAUGUGAAGGAGGGAGCUCCUUCCGCGCAGCAGCAGCACUCUGAUCCCUUCCUAAACAUGUUUAGCAGUGGGUUCAGCUCUGGUGGUCCCCUCCCACCCAAUACAACCACAACUGCUAGAGGAGAAGAGUACGGCACUACUGGGAUGUCAUCGUCGGACCCUGCGACUAAUAGGGCUGGAGGCAACAUGGCAGGUACAUCUUCCGCUGCGAACCCAGUGGAGGAGGAGGAGGAUCCUGAUGGCGUAAUGCAACCCCCUUCUGGCUUGUCCCUUCCAGCAGCGAAGAGGCGAGGAGAGAAGUUCUUCAGGCACGGAAACUUUGCAGAAGCGCUGAAGUACUUCACAUGGGUACUGAUGCUAGCGGACGUGCGCGGACCGAUGGGCGUUGAGUUUUUCGGGACUGCCGACAUUUUACUGAAGCGUGCCGCAUGUUACAAUGGGAUUGGGAGCUAUAGAAAGGCCGUUCAAGACUGCACGAAACUGGUUUCGAACUCUGGUCUGGAUCUCCACAAUUCAUAGGUGUAAUAAUAAUUGAGCUCGGCCCGUUGGUUGUGUCCUGUGAUACCCCUGAAGGUCCUAAAGC